GAACAAGCUGUUCUGCUUCUACUUCUUCUUUGUGAAUUUGGUUCAGAUUUCGGCCAAAUAUGACGCUUUUUCACUUCGGAAACUGUCUUGCUUUAGCUUAUUUCCCUUAUUUGAUAGUAUACAAGUGUUCUGGCAUGUCAGAAUAUAGUGCUUUUUGGCAAUGUGUGAAAGCAGGAGGCGCUUAUUUAGUAACACAGCUCUGUAAGAUGUUGGUCUUAGCUACUUUUUUUCCUACUUCAGAAGUACCACCGGAUAGUAUGGACUACAUAGGGGAAUUUCUCCGUUCAACAGUAGAUUUAGCAGACCUUGUUGGGCUGUAUUUAGUUAUGUCAAAAGUUGCAGGGAAGGGAGACUUGAAGGUUCUUGUUGCUGGACUAGGCUGGGCAACUGCUGAGCUGUCCAUGACUAGACUACUACCAUUGUGGGUUGGUGCUAGAGGAAUGGAAUUUGAUUGGAAAUACAUGCAGAUGAGUUUUGAUGCAAACAUCAGUCUGGCUCAUCAUAUUGCUACAGCAACAUUGGUAUGGUUGUGGGGCAGAACUGACCUACACAAGACAUUCCUGCCUGUCGUCAUGGUUUUUCUUACUUUAGGAUGCUACAAACCACUUAUCAUUGAAGUACUCAGCCACACAUUUGGGGUACAGUCAUGGGCUCUGCUUGUUCUUAAGGCAUCUUUCACCUCCUGCAUAGGAUUUGUUGCUCUUCAACUCUACCUCGCUUUGACUACAGAUCAAAAACAGCAUCGGCCAUAAUCACUGACUAAUGAUAUCAACAUCUUGGCAACAAAUGAAGGAGUUGCACCAUCACAAAUAAAUGCCUUGAGUGCUUACAGCACUUCUUAAGUGCUUUAUUGCUGAUGGAGCACAGAAAAAGCUGUUUUAUUCGUUUUAUUAUACAGUGUUGUUAAUUUUAUUUUGGUAUUGAAUUUAUUUACGCAAAAAGAAAGACAGUUGCAGGAUCUAGCUGCAUUUUGUACGUGCAGAUGGCGUCAGCACUGUGCUCUGUUCACUAAUAAAGCACAGUUUUUGACCAAUCAGUGUGCGCGUACUAUCCUAACUAUAUAAUGAAUGCCUUGACAGAAGGCAGGUACAACUAGCCUUUACCAAAAUGAGCAAAGGACUGGGUCUAACUUAAGUUUUCAAMAAAAAAAAAAAAAAAAAAUUAGCCUCAUCAUAAGAAAGAACAACAUACAAUAAGCUUGUUGAAAAUUUUUCAGGAUGUUUGGCUUCAUGAAAACGAUGUUAUGAGCAUUCAAACCCUGCAAAAAUUACAAACAAAUGCAUGGUGUCUUUCACAACCAUACAGCCACACAUACAUUCUGUAUUAUUACAAUUAAUGAACAUUUUAGAAUAUCAUAAUUUUGUUACAAUUGCCCUAACUAUAUUAAAUUUUCCAUUCUUACUCGAUUAUAAUGUGGUCUUUCUUGUCGUGGGGUUUUGAGACACUUGGUUUUAAUAUGCUUUUUAUUAUUAUUUAGGGCUACUUGUUUCUAAGCUGAUUUACACGAGAAAGAAUUCAGUUUCUUAGGGUUAUUGUAGUGCCUCCUGUCAUGGCUGCCAUUGCAUGCUGCCAUCGCAUUUUCUGCUAGCAGAGUCUCCUUUCUCUCCCUUCUUUUAAGCAGGGAGGAGGGAGACUGCCUAUGUAGAGUGUUUUCUUUCAUAGUCAAAGAAACCAGUUUAAAAACCGGUUUUUAAUCGGGUAUAUGUAUUGCACAUGAGCAAAUGUAACACACCAAACAUUUGAUGAGAGCGGCUGUCAAAAUUAUGAAAGCUGCUUUCAAAAUCAUGACAGCGUUGCUAAGUUACGCCACAUAGGCACGGCAGGUAUAAGGUCCUCAACAGGCAGAGUCUAUAGGCUCUGCUAGUAGGGAAAACGAAGUACAAUAUGGUGGAUGGAAAAACAAAAGAAUGACAUAUGACAUUUUUCAAUUUUGAUGACAUUGACAGCUUUGAGAGUUCUGAAUUUUGGCUAUGUUCUGCUGUCAAUUACAUGUGCACUCUAACUGGGAUCAUGUUUCGACAGUUGUCACUUCAGGGCUUAAAGCAUCGACCUAACUAGUUUCAACUCACUCAUACCUUGUUUCUGGCGCAAUGUAUAUGACCUGCAAAGCAAAAAUUUGAACGGAGAAGUUCCAAUUCUGGCUGAACAUUGUCCAAUGACCACCUAUUGUUUUAGGCCCUGGUUGUCGAUAACAUCUACUUUCUCCAUUAUAAUUAAAAUCAGAGCACAAUCCCACUGAUCUGAGGAAUUUUUUUUAGCCAAUCAGAAUAGAGAAUAUUUGCAAAACUGAGAUGUCACUUUUCCUAUUGAAAUCACAAAUUUCCACCAAAUGAAGAAAAAAAACUGUUGCCAAUGAGUGUUUGAUAACAGUGACAAGAUAAACAAAUCGUGAGGUAUAUAUUUUUAUCAUAAAGGCGGACAUUUCCCUGGUCAAUUUUCACAGGCUUCGUGACACCUCAAUUUUUCGGCGACGUCAUUUCUACAUCACUAUUUCAGAUCAGCUGGUAUAGAGAUCCCCAAGUUCAGUGUGGUAGUAAGUAAUGUAGCAAUCCUGUGAAGGGGUAGGUGAUCUAUUUAAACAGGACAUGACCUGGAAUAUAAGGACUUGGCUGUAAACAUUUGUGGUGUACAUUUUCAGCUGACAUGAUGAUUUUGACUUGGUAUUCUCCAAGAAGUUUAAGGAGAGCUUGGAAAAUCUGAACACAUUUUUGAUAAACUA
Actinia tenebrosa (Australian red waratah sea anemone) is the source of this 2719-nucleotide messenger RNA. RefSeq names its product BOS complex subunit TMEM147. The record is from RefSeq and is a predicted model, not a curated record. NCBI's taxonomy places the organism in Eukaryota, Metazoa, Cnidaria, Anthozoa, Actiniaria, Actiniidae.